Molecule: messenger RNA, 1696 nt
Organism: Rhizophagus irregularis DAOM 181602=DAOM 197198
Lineage: Eukaryota; Fungi; Glomeromycota; Glomeromycetes; Glomerales; Glomeraceae
Source: RefSeq, a predicted model, not a curated record
CAAUACACAAUUUCCAUUUAUAUCUGUACUAUCGUAACAUUAAAUUGAUUUACAGCUUACUUAAUUAUUUUUUACCUUCUCUUCCAAAAUAUAGUAAAAAAAAAAAUGUUAACGCAGUUUUUUACUAGAUUAAGUGAAAAUUAUAUUGAAAUUUUAAAUGAUGAUGAAUAUUAUGAUAUAACAAUUGAAGUUGGUAAGGAUCCAAAUGUAAAAAUAUUCCGUGCGCACAUGAUUAUCCUGUGUUACCGCUCUCCAUUUUUACGACGAACUUUAAUUUCAAAUAAAAAGAAUAACGAUAGUAUUUUGACUCAUAUUAAUUUAUCAGAUAUUUCACCUGAAAUCUUUCAAAUUAUUUUAGAAUAUAUUUACGGUGGUAUAAUUUCUUUUAAUGAGCAAGAAACUUUAAAAAUUUUAAAUGUAUUGGUUGCUGCUGACCAACUUCAACUUCAAGAACUAGUUGAUUAUUUACAGAAAUAUUUAAUUGAAAAUAAAGUUGAAUUAAUGAAACAAAAUUUUGGACUUGUUUAUCAAACAAGUUUUCAAUCUGAUUCUUUAUUAGAUCUUCAACAAUUUUGUAUAGAUUGUAUGACUAAACAUCCUCAAAAAAUGUUCAAGUCACUUGAUUUUACUUCACUUUCUGAAAAAUCUUUGGUUUCACUUAUUAAAAGGGAUGAUUUACAAAUGAAAGAAGUUGAAAUUUGGGAUCAUGUUUUAAAAUGGGGACUUACGCAAAAUUCUUCUCUUAUUUCAGAUCCUGAUACUUGGACGGAUGAUGAUUAUGAAAUGAUGAAAAAUACUUUACAACUUUGUUUACCUUUAAUUAGAUUUUUUAGUUUAUCAUCUGAAGAAUUUUUACAAAAAGUUCAUCCAUAUAAAAAACUUUUGAAACCUCAACUUUAUGAUGAAUUAUUUAAAUCUUAUUUGAACCCUAAUAUUGAACCAAGCAAAGAUAUACUACUUCCUAGAUACAGGAAUGUUGAUGGAAUUAUUGAUUCAAAAAUUGUUAAUUUAAAUAUUGUUUCUCUAAUUUCAAGGUGGAUAGAUAAAUUGGAUAUUAAAAGUAAAUUUGCUUAUGUGAGAGAAUUAUACUUACCAUAUAAAUUUAAAUUAUUAUUAAGAGGAAGUCAAGAUGGUUUCACUCCUAAAAAAUUUCAUGAAUUAUGUGAUAAUUUACCUUGUACUGUUAUAUUUAUCAAAGUAAAAGGAACGGAUGAAAUUAUUGGAGGAUAUAAUCCUUUGAUUUGGAAAUGUUUGAAUGAUGAAUAUGGUGAAACAAAGGAUAGUUUUAUAUUUUCUUUUAAAAGCGUAAAAGGAGUUGAUUCAGAUGAAUAUCAUCGUAAUUAUUGUGGAAAAUAUAGGUAUGAAAAAGAGAUAAGGAAUACAGAAGAUGUAUUCUCAAUAGAAGACUAUGAAGUAUUUCAAAUUGUAAAAAGUUAAGCUGUAUUUAAUCUUGUUCUUAAAGUUGUUAUGAGAUUAAUUGUAAACGUACAUGAAUUUUGAUGAUUUAUUUGGUCUUAUUUUUUAAAGAAAAAGUAGCUGAUUACUAAAAGAUAACUGGCAGGUAAAUAAAAAAUUUUCUGAUUCAUCAAUUAUUCUGUAGGUUAUAAUUCGCCAUAAAUGUAAAAUACAAAUAUAAAAUAACCAAAUUUAUUAGCCCGAUAAUGAGAAAUGAAUGAUUGUAAUUUGUCUAAUUUAU